Molecule: messenger RNA, 5073 nt
Organism: Micropterus dolomieu (smallmouth bass)
Lineage: Eukaryota; Metazoa; Chordata; Actinopteri; Centrarchiformes; Centrarchidae
Product: selection and upkeep of intraepithelial T-cells protein 7-like
Exons: 5
Coding region: 115-810 (231 amino acids)
Source: RefSeq, a predicted model, not a curated record
GAGCGGGUGUUUUUAAGUUUUGCUCUUCCAUGCCGACGUACUUUCACAACGAUCACCUUAAAGCAUAAUUUUAAAACAUCAGGACUGACUGCGAUCACACCACCCAGCUCGGUGAUGAUGAAGGCUGCACUUGUCGCGUUCAGCUCUCUGUGUUACUUUGUCGGACUGUUGGCUGAAAACGGAAAGCCUCGAGCCAUUUGCCCGAAUCCCACAAUUGAGGCAGUGGAAGGUGCUACAGUCACUCUACAAUGUUAUUUGAAUCCCCCGCACAGCGUGGUGGAUUACGCUCUUGAUUGGACAAGAGAUGACCUCAACAAAGGGGUGUACUCUUAUCGAGGCAAGCAGGAAAAUCCAAAUGACUGGAUGGAUCAAUACAAAGGCAGGUCGACUCUCCACCUUGAAGACCUGAGCAGAGGCAUCCUGACUCUGCAGAUCUCCUCAGUACAGCUGGCUGACAGCGGACCGUACAAGUGUUUUAUCUCAAGACUGUUGACCAGCUGUGUUGUUAAUGUCACUGUUGUCCACCAGAGCAAAAAGAACACAACUAGACCUCCACCAGAUGAGCCGGACAAAGCUGAUGGUAAAAACGGGAAGCUUGUUGCCAUCAUCACCUCCACUGUUGUCGUCGUCCUUGUCUUCAUUGUCGUUGGGGUUCUUGUGAGACGGGGAACGAUCCAGAAACUGAUGACGAGGUUCAGAGGAAGGAGGGAGCAAAAUGCAGAGCUAACAAACGGCUGUGAGCUGAACCCUCUGAGGACUUCAUCAGCAAACAACAACCCCGAUGCAGAAAACAACAUGCAAGUAGUUUAGUGAUGGUCCGGACUUAGUCUGUCUGUCUAAAGUGAGCACUGCAGGGCUCCGGACUUACCUUUCCAUUGGUGCUACCAACUUUCUCAGUUUGUCGCACCACAUGAUUUGGUCACACCCUUGUUUUUUUUUUUCUUUUUUUUUUUGUUACAGUAGGUAACAGCUGAUAAGAAGCGGGGAGGGGCUCUGUGUUUCAGGUGAUAUAUCGGCCCCUGCAAGUUUUGUGUUUCUUACAGUUGUUGCGCAAGCUAAAACUGUGUUGACACGGUAACAACAAUGUGGCAGAUUGCCUUCAAUAUAAACGCAGCCGAUCAUACCUCAACCAAAUCUGGCUAAAUCUACAUCUGUUCCCUGCAGAGGCUCUAGCCACAACCUGAAGGAGGAGCUAGUAAAAAUGACUUUUCGUAUUUCAUAACAUGAAGUAAAAGUAGUAGUAGUAAUAAUAAUAAUACAUUGUUAGUAUUAUAAGUUAUUUAUUAUAAUAAUUAUAUAAUGUGACUUUAUUUUUUAAUUAUGUCACUUUAGUAUACUUUAUAUACGUGUAGCAUCUAACAUUAAUUCCAGUUUCUUUUUUUUCAUUCCUUAAAUGAUUAUGCAAGAAAAAUGCUUUAGCUUACGUGAUGGUUGAGUUAGACUCUAAUUUAUUCAUGCUGUGAUUGGUUGGUUGUCGAAAAGUGACAUUGACGAGCUCAUUGACUUCAUGAAAGUUGUUUCAAGAAAAUUCACCUCAUGCUGCUAAAUAGCCAACUAACCAAACAUAAACCUUCCUCAUCUUCUCCUUGCUGCCUUCUGUCUCACCGCUUCACCUGCCAACGCAUCUCUCCCCCAUUAGGAUUUCUCUUGGUGCCGGUGGCAGCCGGUCAGACAAUGUUCUAAACGGUUAGCGGGGGGUACGGUAGGUUGCGGUUUUUACUUGCACAUAAGGGGCAUUUUGUGAGUGAAAUGGUGGAGCUGCUAAAGAUCACCUUACACUCGCACAAAUGAGACCACAUGAAAUUUUAACUCACACACUCCUAAUUGUUACUUUGCGCUAACGCAAAUGGUGCUCAUCCCUUCUGCUCUCCCUGGACCCCGGUCCGGUUUAUAUAUUCCCGUGAUCUGUUCUGGACCUGCUCAGUUCGGCCUCUCACCCUCUCUUGACUCUCGGCUGUGGUUCCCUUCUGCUCUGCACUGCAGCCACCAACCUGGUUCUGCUGCAUCUAGUCUUCCGGUCUCCUCCCUCUCUUAGUCCUGCACUUGAGACUACUGGCCUAGCCGCCAGAAAAGUUAAACACAACCUUUUGGUAAUAAUGUGCUGUUAUUAUAUAGCCUACAUGUAAAUAAAGGAACGAAGCGCUCUCGCUCUCGCUCUCGCAGUCAGUGACCGCCAUUCAUUAUGUCUCCCCUGUCAGGUUUCUCCUUCACUCGUGUCAUUGCCAAAACUUUUUGGGCAUUCAUCCUUUUGUUGUUCUGCUUCAAUCUCUGAAAUGUAGCCGGUAACACGCCUUGAUUUGAAAGGAGGUGAAAGUAUUGGAUAGCAGGCUGUGUGUGGAUGUAGGCCUGCUUGUAGGGGUACUGGACGAAAGGCUGGAGUAUUCAUCACUAUCAAUGGGAGGCUGCAGGCUUAAAGUGGGCUGAGACUGGCUGAUGGCGGUCAGGCUUUGCUUGUGGAGGUGGUAGUUUGAAGCUAUGUUAAAGGAAGUUUCUGCAGGAGAUGCAUCAGGUGGUGCACUGGUGAGCUCAGAAACUUAUUGGUUGAGUUGAUUAAUGAUCUGUCUGACCUCCUCCGUCUCCAGCAGUAGUUACAUUAGCCUGAGUGGAGUCGUGGCUGCUGCCUUCUGUACUGGCUCUAGGCCUGGUGUGUUGAAAUGGACCAAGGGUCCAUGGUCUUCAGUUCCCUCUACAACUUUGGGACUAAGAUCUGGGCUCCUAAGCAGGGGACAGUUGGAUUAAGCAGCUCUGAAGGCUUUUGCUCAGCCACUGACUCUCCCUGGGCUGAGACUCGAGUGGCUGUACGAGUGCUGUGCUCUUUUUUUUGACAGUGGCUUAGGGGUUGAGCUCUGCCCGUGAAGGCCAACAAGGUUUCUGAAGCUGGUCAGGAGCAGAUUGCGAAGGGAGCGUGUUGCUGGAGGGAGGUGGACUGAGCUGUCAGACUCAUCCCCCUGUGUAUCCACAAUAGAGGGGAGCCUGCGUUCGUGGGUAAGCCUGGGUGACCUUGAAAACCCGCUGAGGUCCUCGUCCUAGCUGUCCUCACGCAGGUUGUAGAUUGUUGUGGAUAUCUGAGGCAAACACACUGGCAUACUCGUGGUAGAGUACCAGCACAUCUUUCAGGUCACACACACUGAUAUACUGAAUGUGAUAGUAUGUCAACGCCUUCUCAUCAGCAUUGGUCUUGAUGACCUGAGUCUCUCUCGUAUUAGCACGUCAGACGCACUGAAAACAGCAUCAAAUUAAAUGUAAUUUCUCCUCCUGUUCACCAUAUUAGUAUAUAAUAGCCUAUUAAUUAAUGAUUCCUGAUUAAACUGUGCAGUAUAGUUAAGGCGUUCUUUCGCAGAAACAGAUCUGUUGACAUUGCCAAAGCCCACAGUGGUCAGGCUGCUGACUGUAAAGAAACGGGUGGUGACGUAGGCUGUGCGCCGUCGGGCCGCCCAUCGUGCUGUUGAUGUAUGGCAUCUCCAUACGUCUGCCCAGCUCAUUGAGCCACCCAGUGUGAGAGGUCCACUCGUUCUAUCUCGUACCAGAUGCAGGCCAUCCAGUGUGCCAGCAGGGCAAACAGACAUUGUAAGGUCAGCACCACGGUGCUGUACUGAAGCAGACCAAGGAGACGCAGCAGGCGUACAGUCUUGAGCAGGUGGGUGAAGGAGGUCAUUGGGAUACAGUGCACUGCUGCCACCUCUGGUAUCAAAGGCUUUUCAGUCACGCUCUGAAGCCAAACUGUCCAACAGGCAGCCAUUUGUUAAUUUUCCUUUUAUGAGUUUAAUGUAGACUUUCUCUUAUCUUUCAAUUAUUCUCUCUCUCUUUCUGCUUGUCUCUGUCUUGACUGUCUGUCAGUCUCUGUUUGUCUUAUUUGCCUGUAUCUCUUUCAGUCUGUCUUUCAUUUCUCCUGGAUCCAUUUCACAAAAGAAACUCAUUUCAGCUUCCAUCUAUGAUAUUAUGCAAUUUUCUAGUUUGUUUUGUAUUUGCAUCACUUUGUCUUACAAAGACUUGGCUUGACAGCAGACUAUUGUUCAAAAUUUACAUUUACAAGUCAAACCAGGCUUUCUGUAUAAAAUUCAUAGCUGGUAACUGGUCAUCUUUUAGUGAAAUUGGGAUGAAAAUACGAAGCCCGUAUGAUUCGCUUGGAACUGAAGGUUUUUGUUUUUAUUUUGGGGGGUGGGAUCUGCACAAAUUAAUUAAAGGGAGCCUGACUGUGACCAGCAGCACAAAUACUUGGGAACAAUCCAGAAUAAUGAACUUUCCUUUGAUGCCAAUAACUGAUUUUAUUUAUAAAAACCAAAAAUUGUUUUUCUCAAAGCAGCAUUAUGUAAUUUAUUAUUUAUUUUGUAAUUUAAUGUAAUUUAUAUUAUUAUUUGGUCCCUCUACAGAUUCAGUGUCAUUCACUGCUGUCCUAAUAUAGCAUAUAUACUUAUACCAACAUUAUUUUAAAGCUGUUAUUUUAAGAUACAUAAUGUUGCUUUAAGGACGUCUUGAUGUCUGGUCUGGUGCAGGUAAGCUAAUCAGCAGGACUGAAAGUUUCCUCGCUAACAUCACGUCCUGCUUGGUAGUUAAGCUUUUCAGCCCAGAUUUCUCUUUUGUGAAACCACUGAGUAGCACUUUGUUCCCCAGCAUUUCUAUGCAGUGUAAGUGGGUUAUAAGACAGUGUGUUAGUAUACAGGUUUUGUCACAUUAAAAUGUCAAACUGUGUUUUACUGAUCUAUCAUUGAAUGUGUUGACAUCAACACUUACCUGUAUACUACUACAUUAGUGUGUACUGAAUGUAUUAAGUGUGUAUACUGCAUAUAAACGCUAAAUAGAGGGACCUGAAGUAAAGAUUGAAAGUAAAUCUGUCACCCUACAUGCAGCUGCUUAUUUAAUGAAUUAGACCUGAUAGUAGACCUCCUUUAAAUUAUUAUUGGAUUGUUGGUGAUCUCCAGAUUACUUUCUUUUUGCAUUACCCUGAAUGUUUUGUGUGAAUGAUUUGUUUUUGUCACAUGGUUAUUUGUUAUCUUUUUGCUGUGCCAACACCAAAGACCACAUUUUCUUAAAGUUUUAUACCAAUUGUGCAAUUUACAUAAAGUCUGGGUUAAU